Nezara viridula (southern green stink bug) is the source of this 3170-nucleotide messenger RNA. The record is from the annotation of a GenBank genome assembly. Lineage: Eukaryota; Metazoa; Arthropoda; Insecta; Hemiptera; Pentatomidae.
GGAUAACCUGACGCCCCUUAUCAGUUUUUUUAUCAAUAGGUUUAGGUCUUAGAUUGUAAUAACUUGUCUUUCAUUUAGGGUAUUAAUUGUUUCUCAUUACGCAGCUGUGCUUCUAAUUUUUUUUUUUUCGAGAAAUCCAUUUGAAAUGUGUAGAGAAUUCUCACUUCCUGGAUUGUUAUAUAAUUUCUUAAUCUGUCAAAUUCUGCUUCCAAGGACAGUCAUGGUUGGGGAUAAGGUUUAAGAGGUUUUGUCAGUAGACAUCAGCCUAGCAAUUGUAUAAUGAUGCCUGCCAAAUAUUGGACACAACUGAGGAUGCUGAAAGGAAGCACAUUUCAGACAAUGAAAUCGAUAAAAUGGAUGAAUGACAGACCGUCCCACAAUCAACAGUACAAUCCAACUUAUGUAGAACACAUCGCUAAUAUUAUCACCCAUGGAAUCUGGGUGCUUCCUAGUAUAUACGGAGGAUUGGUUCUUCUGUUAAAGUCUCCAACAAGUUCACACUUCCUCUGUGCUCUGAUUUAUAGUCUUUCACUAAUCUUGUGCUUUACCGUUUCUACGCUCUUCCAUUCUGUCUUCUUUUCAAAUAAAAACAGGUUUCUGAGGGAACUUCUACAUCGUAGUGACCGAGCUAUGAUCUACAUCUUUAUCGCCGGAUCAUACUUCCCUUGGGUUUUUUUAGAUCCACUUCCACAUAAUAUAUGGCCCUAUCAUCUCUGGUGGAUAAUUUGGGUAUUGGCUCUGAUUGGUAUUGUUUACCAACAAACAUUUUAUGAGAAGUACAAAUCAUUUGAAACUAUGAUGUAUGUUUUCGUUGGGCUCGGACCUGCUCUUGUUAUAUUGCAACAUAAGUCAUUAGGGCCAGGAGAGUUCAUGCUGAAGUUAGGAGGUGCGCUCUACAUUCUUGGCAUCACAUUCUUUAAGAGUGACGGUAAGAUUCCUUGCGCUCACGCCAUCUGGCACCUCUUUGUUGCUGGCGCUGCUGUAAGCCAUUACUUUGCCAUACUCUUCCAUCUCUACAGUUAACCUUGCCCGAUGUGAUUAUAUAUUUUUUUGUUUAUAGAAAUGCUGGUACAAAUUAGUUGUUUAAUAUAGAUUACUAUAGACCCUAAGAAAUAGUGAGAGGAAUUGAAAAAUAUUUCCAUGACUUGUUUAAUCCUAGAUAUUCUUCCAUAUCAUUCAAGUUAGGCGUAGUAUAUUUUUGAAGUUUCAUUCUUCUUCCAGCCUUAGUUGAUAAAUGCUAUUAAUUAAUGAUAUAAACAGUAUUUAUUUUCAACAAUUAAUUAUAAUCAAUUUAGUUUUUUAUUAGUAGCUAAUAUAGGUACUUGUCACUUUAUGCCAUUCGAGAUUCAAUCUGCAAUUCAGAGGCCUCUUUCUCAGCUUGAGUGAUAUGUGACUUUAAAUUGGCACUUUUGAUAUUUUCAAAAAUUUUACAAUUGAAGAAUUUUCAACUGUUUUUAAUAUUAAUCAAUAUUAUUGCUUAAAGUAAAUUCUACUUUUGGGUUUCAUUUUAACUAUUAUAUCCAGCAUUUCCGCCCUUGAAGUUAUAACUUCUCUUUUAUCAUCAUCUUCCUUACCUAGAUCUUCCGAAGAAUUUUUAAAUUUUGUUGUAUAAUUUUUACUUUUCUAUAAAGUAAGAAAAGUAUUGUAAUCAGGUCAAAAUUUUUAUGUGUGAUUUUUAACAGAUCUUAACACAGUCUAAAAAAAUAAUUAUGGUUUGUCUGACUGUGCCACAAUUAUCUAUUGAAGGGUGGAUCAAUUUUGUUGCUUUUUGUUUUGUGGGAUUUCGUAAGUAUGUUUUCACAGACUAGAUCCAAAAUGGCUGUAAUGGUUUUAAUGAAAAUCCAGAUUUUUAUAAAUAUUUUGUGAAGUUUUCUCUAGAACUCAGUUUACUUUUUUUUUUUUUUCAAUAGACAUAUUUAUAGUGGUUUAAAAUUUUCUGAAAUUCAUAAGAAAGUUAAAAUUUUAUGACGCACCUAUAUUUCUGGUACAGUUUCCUUAUCGAUAAGGAAUUUGCUUAGCGAAAGAGAACAAGAUAGCAAAAAGAAGGGAACUCAGUCAUAAAGUGAAGAUUAUCUGUUAUUAUUAUUAAAAAUUGUAAACAAGGUUCCAUAUUUAGUAAAAACUCUUCUUUUAUGUAACCAUUUUAUUACAAAACAAAACCACUUUUUCUUUUAUUACAAAACCACAUUUACAUUUUUAAAACUAAGUCAGUAUAUUAAUUUGUGGUUGUUUGUUUAAAUAGAAUGAUUAAAUAUUUAUAACAUAAUAUACGGCCAAAAAAUUUUUAUUGAAAUUGCUUAAUUAUUAUUUUUAAUAUUUUUGUUUGUUUUAUAAUAUUAAGUUUAUCUAUACUUCUAUAUAGAGUAGUAUUAUUAUUUAGUAACUUGUUUUAUUUGCCUCUCUUAUUUUUCUAUAAAUGUUCUAUGACUGAAAAAAGUAUUACAAAUAAUGAUCCAUUCUUUCUAAUAUUAUUAAUUAUUUAUAUAAAUUCCUUACAACUUAUUGUAGUUAUAUUAAGCAGCCUGUAGUGAAGUUAUUCAAUUCAACUUAUUAAAAAACAAUCUGAGACAUGAGUUCUUAAACAGAGACCUGUGAAACUUCCAGUUUAUAACUCUCAACUUUUCACUUGUAUUCAAAUAACUCAUUUUAUAAAAAUCUUACAUGUCCAAGACUUUCUGCAAUUGUUGCUAUGUAACUAUUUAUGAACAUAAUAAGGUAAAAUGUGUUGAGAGGAGAUCUGCCAAAUAAAAAAUGUUCAAAAAGAGAUAUACAGACUACACAAGUUUAAGAACUCCUGUUAUCAAUGUAUGAAAUUUAUUAUUGUUAUAUGUAAUAUAUUUGUAAGGAAUAUAGUUGCAGAACUUUUGAACAAUUAUUUGUAUCAAAUUAUCUUUUAUCUCAACAGAAAAAUCAUAUCUUAUUUUUUUGCUAUAAUCUACAGUUGACCCUCUGUACGUGCAUACUUCCAUGUAUCGAAAAGUUUCAAUUAUCAAAUGUUUUUAGAAAAAUAUAUUCUGUAUAUUGAAUAAAAAUUCUAAAACAGUGCUUAAAAGUUUUAAACGGUAGUUUAACGGUUUCCAUGAAACUUUAUGGAAAACAAACUUUAAAAGGAAGUUCUAAGAAACUUCUUAUGUAAUAAAUUUCCAGGUUUAUUGUAAAAGUUUAACCUU